GCGUAGGGUGGCCAAUCGGGCCCCCGGCCACACUCAACAUGGCCCCGCCCGGGACCUGCGCGCGCAGGGGUCAAAGGACUACGGGCACCGGUGGCGGGAAACGCGAGCAGCGGAGAGAGACACACGGAAUUCUGUACCCGGCGGACGAGAUGGAGCACAAACGCCGCCCUGCGCCCAGUGCGGGGCUGCCCGGGGCCAAGCGCCCCCGCGGGGCCCGGGCCGAGGAGGACGAGAUGCCCCAGUCCCAGUUUGAGGAGGAGCUGGCGCUGAUGGAGGAGAUGGAGGCCGAGCGGAGGCUGCAGGAGCAGGAGGAGGAGGAGCUGCACCUGCCCCCCGAGGGGGCCGAGGGGCACUUCACCCCAUCUGCCUGGGACACUCGCUGGCUCCGGCCUGCCCCGCCAGCCCUGGAUCCCAAGACGCAGGCCCUCGUCUUUCAGCAACUUGAGAUUGACCACUACGUGGGUUCCCCGUUGUCGCCGCCGUCCUCAGGGGCCCCCGAGGCAGUCCCCAUCCUACGGGCCUUUGGGGUCACAGAUGCCGGAGUCUCCGUCUGCUGCCACAUCCACAGCUUUGCCCCCUACUUCUACGUCCCCGCGCCCACUGGCUUUGGCCCCGAGCAUCUGGGGGACCUGCAGCGAGAGCUGAACUCUGCCGUGAGCCGGGAGCAGCGAGGGGGCAAGGAGCUGAAGGGACCCGCUGUCCUGGGGGUGGAGCUCUGCACCCGUGAGAGCAUGUACGGCUACAUUGGUCGGGGCCCCUCGCCCUUUCUGCGGGUGACCCUGGCCCUGCCUCGCCUCAUGGCCCCUGCCCGGCGCCUGCUGGAGAACGGCAUGCGGCUGCCUGGCCUCGGCUCCCCCAGCUUCCCACCCUACGAAGCCAACGUGGACUUUGAGAUCCGGUUCAUGGUGGACACCGAUAUUGUGGGAUGCAACUGGAUCGAGCUCCCCGCAGAGAAGUACCAGCUGAGGACUGAGGGGAAGGCCACACUGUGUCAGCUGGAAGCAGAUGUGCUGUGGUCAGACGUGGUCAGUCACCCUCCGGAGGGGCCGUGGCAGCAGAUCGCGCCUCUCCGGGUGCUGAGUUUUGACAUCGAAUGUGCUGGCAGGAAAGGCAUCUUCCCGGAGCCGGAGCGGGACCCCGUGAUCCAGAUCUGUUCUGUGGGCCUACGCUGGGGGGAGCCAGAGCCCUUCCUGCGCCUCGCCCUGACCUUGCGCCCCUGCGCCCCCAUUCUGGGCGCUCAAGUCCUCAGCUUUGAGCGCGAAGAAGACCUUCUUCAGGCCUGGGCCUCCUUUGUCCGCACCAUGGACCCCGAUGUCAUAACCGGCUAUAACAUCCAGAACUUUGACCUCCCGUAUCUCAUCUCCAGGGCGCAGACCCUCAAGGUCUUGUCCUUUCCAUUCCUGGGCCGGAUCUCAGGCCUUCGCUCCCAGAUCCGCGACUCUUCCUUCCAGUCCAAGCAGACGGGCAGACGAGACAGCAAAGUAGUCAGCAUGACUGGGCGGGUGCAGAUGGACAUGCUGCAGGUCUUGCUUCGAGAGCACAAGCUUCGCUCCUACACCCUCAAUGCUGUCAGCUUCCACUUCUUGGGAGAACAGAAGGAGGAUGUGCAGCACAGCAUUAUCACUGACCUGCAGAAUGGGAACGACCAGUCCCGCCGCCGCCUGGCCGUAUACUGCCUGAAGGACGCCUUUCUGCCCCUUCGGCUUCUCGAACGCCUCAUGGUCCUGGUCAAUGCCGUGGAGAUGGCCAGAGUCACGGGCGUCCCCCUUGGCUACCUGCUCACUCGGGGUCAGCAGGUCAAGGUCGUAUCCCAGCUACUCCGGCAGGCGGUACGUGAGGGCCUCGUGAUGCCAGUGGUGAAGACUGAGGGGGGUGAGGAUUUCACAGGAGCCACAGUGAUUGAGCCCCUGAAAGGGUACUAUGAUGUCCCCAUCGCGACCCUGGACUUCUCCUCUCUGUACCCAUCCAUCAUGAUGGCCCACAACCUGUGCUACACAACACUGCUAAGGCCAGGGGCUGCCCAGAAGCUGGGCCUGACCUCUGACGAGUUCAUAAAGACCCCAACGGGGAAUGAGUUUGUUAAGGCCUCUGUGAGGAAGGGCCUUCUGCCUCAGAUCUUGGAGAACCUGCUCAGUGCCCGGAAGAGGGCCAAGGCAGAGCUGGCCAGAGAAACUGAUCCCCUGCGGCGGCAGGUUCUGGAUGGACGUCAGUUGGCACUGAAAAUUAGCGCCAACUCGGUCUAUGGCUUCACCGGAGCCCAGGUUGGGAAGCUGCCCUGUGUGGAGAUCUCUCAGAGCGUCACUGGGUUUGGGCGACAGAUGAUUGAGAAAACUAAGCAGCUGGUGGAGUCCAAGUACACCGUGGAGAAUGGAUACAGUGCUGAUGCCAAGGUGGUGUAUGGAGACACAGACUCCGUGAUGUGCCGCUUCGGGGUCCCCUCGGUGGCAGAGGCAAUGGCGCUGGGCCGAGAGGCUGCAGACUGGGUGUCCAGCCACUUCAUCUCACCCAUACGGUUGGAGUUUGAGAAGGUCUACUUCCCAUACCUGCUUAUCAGCAAGAAGCGCUACGCGGGCCUCCUCUUCUCCUCGCGCUCUGACUCUCACGACAAGAUGGAUUGUAAAGGGCUGGAAGCCGUCCGCCGAGACAACUGCCCGCUGGUGGCCAACCUGGUCACAUCUUCGCUGCGGCGCCUCCUCAUCGAUCGCGACCCCUCUGGCGCGGUGGCCCACGCCCAGGAUGUCAUCUCGGACCUCCUCUGCAACCGGGUCGACAUCUCACAGCUCGUCAUCACCAAGGAGCUGACGAGGGCCGCCGCCGACUAUGCGGGGAAGCAGGCCCACGUCGAGCUGGCCGAGAGGAUGAGGAAGCGGGAUCCCGGCAGCGCCCCCAGCCUGGGGGACCGAGUGCCCUACGUCAUAAUCGGCGCCACCAAGGGUGUCGCGGCCUACAUGAAGUCAGAGCCCAGGCCCUUUCUGCUGCAGCCCUGCUGCCUCCCCUCUGGCCCCCAGGACCCCCUGUUUGUGCUGGAGCACAACCUGCCCAUCGACACACAGUACUACCUGGAGCAGCAGCUGGCAAAGCCCCUGCUAAGGAUCUUUGAGCCCAUUCUGGGCGAGGGCCGGGCCGAGACCGUGCUGCUGCGUGGUGAGCACACUCGCUGUAAGACAGUGCUGACGGCCAAGGUUGGGGGGCUCCUCGCCUUCGCCACGCGCAGGAGCAGCUGCGUCGGUUGUCGGGCUGUCCUCAGCCACCAUGGAGCUGUGUGCAAAUUCUGCCUUCCCCAGGAGUCAGAGCUGUACCAGAAAGAGGUGGCACACCUGGGUGCCCUCGAGGAGCGGUUCUCCCGCCUUUGGACGCAGUGCCAGCGCUGCCAGGGCAGUCUGCAUGAGGAUGUGCUCUGUACCAGCCGAGAUUGUCCCAUCUUCUACAUGAGGAAGAAGGUGCAGAAAGAUCUGGAUGACCAGGAACAGCUCCUGGCUCGGUUCGGGCCCCCAGGCCCGGCCACCUGGUGAUGGAGGACAUGGUUUUGGACGUUGGGAUCAAUAAAGCUGUGGGCUUUGGGUU
Molecule: messenger RNA, 3564 nt
Organism: Phascolarctos cinereus (koala)
Lineage: Eukaryota; Metazoa; Chordata; Mammalia; Diprotodontia; Phascolarctidae
Gene: POLD1
Product: DNA polymerase delta 1, catalytic subunit
Biological process (GO): DNA-templated DNA replication; DNA replication proofreading; base-excision repair, gap-filling
Cellular component (GO): delta DNA polymerase complex
Molecular function (GO): DNA binding; 3'-5'-DNA exonuclease activity; DNA-directed DNA polymerase activity
Source: RefSeq, a predicted model, not a curated record